GUAUAAAUAGGACUGGUUUCGUUUAUCUAAAUCAGAUGAAUUGAUUAUAGCAAGACUCAGUUUACAAGUCAAAUACUAGAUUGCCAGAGUCUUAUCAUAGUUUAGGAAUUUGAAAAAGAAAAUGGAUUGCGGUGAAGUGGUUUUGAAGAGGCUCCUAGGUGACAGUUCAAGAUGUACAUUUUGUGGGAAGGAGCCGGAAGAAAGCGCUGUUCUCUCCUGCUCCCAUCGGUUUUGUUUGGACUGCUUCAAGAAUUACUCGGCAGUAGUAGGUGAUAUGGAUGAUGACUUCCAGUGCCCGAAUGGAUGCGAGGGAAGCUAUCUCAAGCUGGCCCAAUGCCCAUCCACCGACCCGGGUAGUAUGUCACCGGAAGUGGAGAACAUGUGUAAUGACGAAAAGGAGCAGAGUAAUGACCCAGACUUCAGCAAGCUCAGAUGCAGCUCUUGCGAUUCUCCCGAUGCGGUUGCUACGGCAUGUUGUGACGAGUGCCGAGGAUUUCUCUGCGAUGACUGCGUCGAUGCCCACGCCAAGCUACGUCGCCUGAUGAAAACCCACCACGUUGUGCAGCUUGAUGAUCUGAAGAAUGGGAAGACGCAGAUGAGACAGCAAGCGAAGAGAUGCAGCAUACAUGAUGGUGAGAAAUUAACUUUCUUUUGCUGUCAUUGCCGCAUAAUGGUGUGUCCGCAGUGCGCCGUCCUGCAGCAUCCAAAGCCAGACCAUGACUGCGUCGAGCUCAAGACUGCCCAAACAAAUUUCGACAACCUCGUGAAGAAACUAGCAUCACGAUGUGAGACGAAACUAAAAGAUGCGGAUUCUCAGAUUUCCCAGAUUUCAAAAACGAAAAAGGAAAUAGAACUUGAGAUCAAUACAGUCGAACAGAUCAUCAACAGCACGGCUGAGCAGGUGAUCGAAGCAGUCAACACCAAUCGAGAGAAACUGUUAAAGGAAUGUGCGAUGGAAAGGGAUGUAUUAUUGGCAAAGAUUGAGAGGCUUCAAGAUGCGAAGCAGUACAUGUUUGAUCGAUUAACCAGUGCUAGAAAACUGAUGGGCGGAGAUGGAAAGAAGGGUCUGAAUAUACAACAUAGCAAAGCAGAUACCUUCUUUACGCGUGUUGACGAGAUUCUGUCGAGGAAAGAGAAAGAUAGCGACCUUGAUGAAUUAAAGGAGUACGUCCGUCGUAUCGGCUUUAAGAGAACAUCGUCAUACUACGAACAAACGACAUCGAUCGGAGAAAUCUUCCAACUCUCAGAGUGGGAAAUCUAUCGGGAAUAUGACCUCGAGUCUUCGGUGUCAACAAUGACAGCCUUUCCAGAUGGUCGAAUAGCCAUCGCCUGUGAAGAGGACACGGAGGGACUGAUGAUGGUCCUAUCGAACGGUUCGAAAGAGCGAGUUCUGGAUGGUGUGAAGGUCAAACAAGCCGCUGCUAUGUCGGAUGGACGAUUCGUCAUCAUCGACGACGAGAAUCGUCUUCGUUUAUUUUCAUGUCUUGGUCGCGAGAACCCAGCAGUAUAUUACGACCAUCCCGAAGACCUGUCCGAUGAUGCUGUACCUGUAUGCGUCACACAGGGUCAGGACCACGAACAUAUCCUAGUUGGAUUUAGCGGAUCAACCGCAUGCUAUGAAUAUCCAAUCUUCGGCGCCAAGCCAGUUAGGACCAUCACUACAGGAAACGUUGUCCCACAGAAGCUAGUGGUGACGAGAAAAGCCGAUGACCUGAUCAUCAUCGCCGUCAAUGACCACUGCGUCGUCGCAGUAGACGACUCUGGCUCGAUUAGAUGGCGUCUGGAAGAAGCCGACGCCAUUGCUCUCGUACCGGCCAUAUUCGGUGAUCACAUCUUCAUCGCGUCCAUCAACGAAAGUGAGGGUGUUGAAAGCUCCAAGCUUACCAUAGACAGCUACACUAUUGAUGGAGAGCUGAUCGAGUCGCUGGUUCAAGAAGAGAAAGUUGAAGUUCAGAAGAAAGAUUCAGUCAACUUGCAGAUGAUACUGUUGUCGAAAGCGAAGCUCGCAGUGAGCAUUGAGAAUCGAUGUCUAGUAUACCAUGGUCCUCAAACACUGGCAGAUAUCUCCGGAUAAAAUCAGAGACACGACAAACACUGUGACUUUAUUGGUGUACAUACAUGUAGAUCAAGUACCACACCAGUCAUUUAACUCCGGUGUUCCGCAUUUGGUGUUAAUUCAACACAUUGGUGUUACUUUUGCACUCCCUGGUGUUACGUUCAAUCUCUAGUGUGUGAUUUUAACACUUCAUUAACGUGUGGUCCUCUAGGUAUCGACAUCAACCGGUGUCAGUUUUAACCCCCAUUUUUUUAUUGUACGCAUGGAAACAUGAUACUGAAAGUGUUAAACACCUUAUUCAAUGAUUUUUGUAAUCCUGGCAUAAAUCAAUCAUAGUCAUAACAGUUGAGUCUGUACGUGUAGGGGACGUGGCAGAUGGUGACGAGGUACAAUUCGGUGUAUUUAUAUCGUACAUGCGCGGCCAUUUUCAGGUGUUGAUUAAAAUGACUGCACUAAGCUAAACAACUAUUUUUGUUUUAAAACUUUAUUUUUACAUCUCACGGGAAAUAUCAAUUGGAUGUGGCUUUAACAAUAAUGUAUUGUUUAAUAGGCCAAUAUACUGGAAGAGAAAUAUCUCUUUGACCCCUUGGUGUCUCCUGAAAAACAUAUAUCACAACAAAGAGUUCUUCAACGUGCUUAAAAUGCUAACUAACUACGUUAUUCUUUAUUAAAAAAUACAUCAUCAUUUCGAACACUCGAUUUUUUUAUCAACCCAAAAUUUUAUUCAAAUAUGAACCUACCAGCUGUUGAUUAACAAAAUUAUUUCAUUUUGCAUGCAAUUUGUUUUACUAAACAGUAAUUGGAUUGGUCACAUUUUAAACAACUUAUAAGUUAGUUAAAGUUCUAAGAUUUUAUACCAUACGUUAGAGAAGAAUUGAGUAAUCAACCAGUAAAGAGUAAUUCACUCAUUCCAUAUAAAAAGGUAUUUUACUAAUUAAUUCCAUCUAAAAAAGAAAUUCAAUGCGAAAGUUUUGCAAUGAUUUACUGUAUAUGUUUAUUUUCUUUUCAUUAUUAUGUAAUAUAAUGUACCGGUAGCAGGUAUAUACACUUGUUUCUAUCGUGUCAAAUAUUACUCAUUUCCAUAUAUAUUCUGACCAAUAUCGGAAAUGACGGGAUUGAUGUUGAAAUAUUGUGCAACUACCCUAAAAUAACUAAGCCGGUAAUUAUUAUACAACUUAAUCGUGUUUUACGUUGUUUCCUUCAUCAUUCGAUGAGUAAUUUUGUUUUGCUUCCGAGCAAACGAUCUGAAAUGAAAAUAUCUUUUAGAUGUGUUCCGGCCACGAAAGAAGCCGAUUUUUUUUUAAAUCUAUGAUGUUCAAAUUAUUUCAGUUAUUUCUUAUACGCAUAACUGCAUGCAUGUUGUAAGAUAUACACUUCUGAGUAACUCCGCGUUUGUAUGAAAUUGAAACGAAUUCUUUUAAAAGCAUGCAUGGAGAGGAUGAAUAAAACAGGGAUUAUCAAAUUUAUAAAAAUCCAAUUAUAUUCACAAAGUAAUACUACUAAUAAUAAUAGUGAGUUCUUGUAUAGCGCAUAACACAUGAAUAACGUCUCUAUGGCGCUUCCAAAGGACUUUAUUAACCCGGCUGUAGCCCAAGCAGCUUUGAUCAUUAGUAUUUGAUCAUUCCAUUUGUACUUUAAGAAAAGAGAUGCCAGUCAGUUGUACGUACUGUGCCUAGCAGAAGUAUUAAUGUAUUAUAAUAAAAAAACAUUUGUGCCGAAAAAAGGUCAUAAAAAGUUGUCACGAUUUGAAAAUCUGGCGAAAGCCCGAAGGUGGCACCUCUGUGAAUUAUUAGUUGAAGAACAUUCAAGUGUACAGUGUACUAUUUAUUUAUUUGUGAUUAUUUACUAAACCAUUUGUGAUUAUUGUAUAUUUAAAUGUAGAAAUCAAAUAAUUUUUAAUUAUGUUAACUUCACUGUCGUAAUAAAUCGUAAUAAAAUAUUGAUAUACACGUAAAUAAGAAAAAUUUAACUGUCGUUUCGUG
Messenger RNA from Lytechinus variegatus (green sea urchin), 4038 nucleotides. RefSeq lists its product as uncharacterized. Gene Ontology annotation, molecular function: ubiquitin-protein transferase activity; zinc ion binding. Lineage: Eukaryota; Metazoa; Echinodermata; Echinoidea; Temnopleuroida; Toxopneustidae. Gene Ontology annotation, cellular component: chromatin; nucleoplasm. The coding region runs from base 122 to 2074 and encodes 650 amino acids. Gene Ontology annotation, biological process: positive regulation of DNA-templated transcription. The transcript has a single exon. The record is from RefSeq and is a predicted model, not a curated record.